UUAUGAGCCUUGAAUGUCAAUAGUAAUAUUAAAUAGGCAAUGUCAAAUGUCAUAUAAUUUUUGGAAAUUUGUUGAUUUUUAGUUUAGAAUAAGAAAUAUAUAAAUUGCAAAAUUAAUGAAAACUCUACAUUUGGAGAAAAGGAAUAACAAACUUUAUCGAACUGUUUCAUUCCAGUAGUGCACGGAUUCCGAUUUAUUUUUACAACUAUUAUGCCAUGUAUGAAUCAAUAAACCCAGCCAGAUGACGAAAGCUAUGGAUAUUUUAGUCAUAUACUCCUUAAUUUUAUGUCUUUGUCCUAUUUUGGGCUGGGCAAGAAUACAUAAUUUGGAUAUAACGAAUGAUGCUAGGAGAUACUUUGCUCUCAGUUCUUUCGGAUUCUAUUCCGGAGGUUACUUAGAGGUGGAAUUGAUCAAUUUCAGAGCUAACCCUGAAAACGAUUCAUCAGUGUUUGGUUUCAGUCUGGAUAAAACCAUAAAUGAUGGUAUGAACCCUUACUUGGAAGGUCACCAAGAUCACUGCAUUCUUCAAGAUCCUGUUGAAAAACGUGAUGACGAAAUCGUUGUCAUUUUCAAGCUAGAUCUCAAAAAUGAGAAGUUGCGAAUUGACUGCAGUGAACCGAAGAGUGUUCAUAUUUAUGAGAACAAAGAUGAUAUGGCCAAAUCAGCUAUUGGUACAUGUAAAAAUUUGAAUUUUGACAUAAAAUCACUGAAGCGCAAUGGACCAACUUAUUACAAUACCUCUUUUGUUAUGGCCGUUAAAACUUUGCAAGAAGAGGGCCUCUACAAUCUUUUCUUUCACAGCUGUCCAAACUACAAUGCAAAUACAGAAACAUUCGUUGACUUCACUAUCAAGAUAAUUGAGCAGAACCCCACUAGCUAUCUCUCUGCUGGUGAUAUGCCCCUACCAGCCCUUUACUGCAUGAUGUCCAUAUUAUUCUUAUUAUCCGGCAUGUUCUGGGUGUUUCUCCUUCGACAGUCCAAGCACCCAGUUUUCAAAAUCCACUACAUGAUGGCCGUGCUGGUGUUUUUGAAAGCUGUUUCACUAGCCUUCCACGGUGUCAACUACCACUACAUAGAAAGACUUGGAGUGCAUCUAGCGACGUGGGCCAUAUUGUUUUACAUAGCGCAUUUGCUGAAGGGGGCUCUGCUGUUUGUUAUUCUCGUUUUGGUCGGUACUGGAUGGACUUUCAUCAAGCACGUGUUAACACAGAGGGACAAGAAACUUUUCAUGGCGGUAAUUCCACUACAAGUUCUCGCCAACAUGGCGGAAAUAAUCCUCGAGGAAAGCGAAGAGGGUGCGAGGGAAUAUCUAGCGUGGAAGAAUUUUGUUAUUCUCGUCGACUUGCUCUGUUGUGGUUGCAUAAUGUUUCCCGUGGUCUGGUCCAUAAGGCACUUGCAGGAGGCAUCCCAGACAGAUGGCAAAGCGGCAACGAACUUGCGGAAGCUCAAGCUCUUUCGCCACUUCUAUGUCAUGUUGGUGUGUUACAUUUAUUCCACCAGAAUCAUCGUGUACUUGCUGAAAAUCACAGUGCCUUUUCAGUUCGGUUGGUUGCACGAGAUGUUUCGCGAGAUGGCGACAUAUGUCUUCUUUGUGCUAACCGCCUACAAGUUUAGACCUGCAUCCCAGAAUCCUUACUUUGCUCUAAGCGAUGAUGAAGAUGAUGAUGUUAAUGAAGUGCUUACCGAAUCAGGGGCUUUAGAGGGUUUGAAGAAGGUGAACUCCAGAGUAGUGAAAGUGCCUCUGAGCCAGCAGAUGCUUACUGAAGUGACAGAGGAAGAAAAAGACGCCUUGCUGGGCCAAAAAGAAAACAGUCAUGAAUACGAUUGAUCAUCGAGAAUGAGCUAUUAUUCAUUUAAGGCACUACUUAGUUGUUGUCUACUGUGAUAGAAUUGGAACUCAUUCAUGAACUGUGACUUCUGAUAUUUUACAUUGUACGUUUGCAUGUGAUUUUUUUCAACACUUGGUUUCUUUGAGUAGGGUAAUAACCUGAUAUUGUUUCACAAAUGAAAUAAAAUACUUAUGACUAA
Messenger RNA from Leptinotarsa decemlineata (Colorado potato beetle), 2028 nucleotides. RefSeq names its product protein GPR107. The record is from RefSeq and is a predicted model, not a curated record. Gene Ontology annotation, cellular component: membrane; Golgi apparatus. NCBI's taxonomy places the organism in Eukaryota, Metazoa, Arthropoda, Insecta, Coleoptera, Chrysomelidae. Gene Ontology annotation, biological process: transport.